GCGCGGCGCAGGCGCCGUAGCGUGGCCCGGCCCGGCUGGCGGCCCCGCGCCGCUGCCGUUGUCGCUACCGCCGCUCUCCUGCCCGCUCCGCCGGGGCUGCACCGCGCGGGCCGCGGCCCCAGCGGUCGGCCCCGCUCCCGUGGGCGGUAGGCCCUGCCUGGCGCUCGGCGGCGGCCUGGGGAGCGCGGGGAGGCGGGAGCCGUUGCCCAGCAGAUAACACGGUGAUAGGAGACUUAUUUAUUGAGAUAUAUUUUCUGGAAUGAAGUAGACAAGCAACGUAGAAAAGGUUUAAUUAUUUGUAAGUAAUGACAGUUCAUCACUUCUCUUUAGACACCUGUUUGUUCUUUGUGAUUAACCCAAAAAGUCUUUGGUGGAAGCAAAGAAACAAAUACCUGUAUUUGUAUAGACCUAAAGUCUGCUGGAGGAUAAAUCAUGCCAUUCACCUGAGAGUUUUUCAUACAAGCGAGCCUCAGUGUAAAUGGGCCAGAAGCAGAACAUUUUGGUAUAACAAAUACAUUUACAGCCAUGACCUUUUAUACUACAGAGUUUCUAAACUUUUAACUUCUUCUUCCAAAGGACUUACAAAAGUGACCAAUCGCAUGUCACGAAUUAAGAAUACUAUAGAAUCUGUUUCAAAGGCAGUGUCUGGCACUCACAGUGAACUGGUUUCACGGAUAGCUCGAUUAAAGUCACACUCAGGUACUCUGGGAAAAGCAAAUAAAAGUAAUGCAGAUGCAAAUAACAUCAGUGCAAAUCUGGAAAAUGAUGAACAAGUCACAGAUGCCAGAACUCAGGAGGAUUGCAACAGAGGCCCAGCUGCAAAGAUACCCAGUUGUGCAAAUGAAGACUCAGAGUCUGUGUUAGGAAGUUCAAGUGGCACUUACCAAGAUACUUCGGAAGAUUCAGUGUCUACUAAAACACACCUUUUUCAUAUAAGCUACUUUUCUACAAAUUUUGGAGAGACUUACAACUUCAUAGCUGAUCAUAUCAACUGGUACUUUAAUAAUAAUUUUGUUAUGGAUCAAGAGAAAAAAAGGAAUGCUUUAUUACAGGAGUCUAAAAGCAAAGAGAGGAAUAAUCUUAAUUCAUCAGAAAAUCCUGUAAUAAGUGAAGAAAAGACAGUGGAUUCAGCAGCUGCUUUAGCUCCUGAGGCAGAGACUCUGGGUGCUGAAAAGACAAAUACCACUCUUCCAAUUUCCACUAAAAAAAGUAUUGUAGACUUUCUUUCCUAUCCCAGUAACAGUGUACAAGCUUUUGUAGACAGUUACAUUGGUGGGUUGGUUCCCAAGUUAAGAUCCGAUACAAAAGUUGUUUCACAAGAAAAGAGUAAACAGCCAGACCAAGAAGUAUCUGAGAAGGAUGAGGAGGACAAAGCAAGGGAAGCUAAGACUGCAGAAGAGAAGGAAAAGCAUCUGUCUCUUCAGAGAGAAAAGAUUAUUGCAAGAGUGAGUAUUGAUAACAGGACUCGAGCUUUAGUUCAAGCCCUACGAAGAUCCUCUAAUAGAAGAGUCUGUAUCAGCAGGGUUGAAGAACUCACCUAUCAUCUUCUAGAAUUUCCAGAGAGCAGAGGAGUUGCAAUUAAGGAAAAAUUAAUCCCAUGCCUACUGCGACUGAGACAGGCAAACGAUGAAAGUCUUCAGGCUGCUGUUAGAGAGACUUUAGCUAUAAUUGGAUAUACAGACCCUGUGAAAGGCUGGGGAAUUCGAGUCCUUGCUAUUGAUGGAGGAGGUACAAGGGGUUUAGUUGCACUUCAGACUCUACGGAAACUAGAAGAACUAACUGGCAAGCCGGUUCAUCAGCUUUUUGACUACAUUUGUGGUGUAAGCACAGGAGCGAUACUAGCUUUUAUGUUGGGGUUGUUCCAUAUUCCUCUGGAUGACUGUGAGGAACUGUAUCGCAAGUUAGGAUCAGAUGUUUUUAAGCAGAAUGUCAUUGUUGGAACAGUCAAAAUGGGUUGGAGCCAUGCCUUCUAUGACAGUGAUAUAUGGGAAAAAAUGCUCAAAGAAAAAAUGGGCUCAAAUCUUAUGAUUGAAACUGCAAGAAAUUCCAAAUGUCCAAAGGUAGCUGCAGUAAGCACCAUUGUGAACAGAGGAACACCACUGAAAGCAUUUGUUUUUAGAAACUACAAUCACCUUCCUGGUGUCAAGUCUCAUUAUAUUGGAGGCUGUCAGUAUAAACUGUGGCAGGCCAUCAGAGCAUCAUCUGCUGCACCAGGUUACUUUCAGGAAUAUGUUUUGGGCAACGAUCUUCAUCAGCCAUGAAUGUCUUUCAGUCUAUGGCUUGAGUCUAGAUUACUACUCUUGGUUUGUCAUUCCUCCCUCCUGCAGAAGCAUGCUGGGAAGGUCCUAAUUCUACCAUCAUACUACCUGAAAAAUUUAAAUGUUAAGAUUGAGAGAUAGGUGGAUCAAAGACAAGAGGUUGUACAAAGAAAACAGAACAUUUGAAAUGGAAUGGACUUACAAAAUUAAUUACUUCCUUCUGAAAAUAGUCAAACAAGAAUUCGGGUUUUGACUAACAGGCACCUCUGUACCCAUAGAUCAGAUAAAUUGGCCUUCUUUAUUUCCAGGUGUUUAACUGCUUGAAACUUUAUAAAGUGGCAAAGGUCAUAGAAAGUAAUACAGAAAAGGAAGCUAUUCUGUUCGUCACCAAGACAUUCCAUACUGCUACUAAUCAUUCAGUUUUUAGGUUAUAUUGCAUUUUGGUCAAUGUAUUUUCAUAAACAUCUUAUAAAAGCUGAGUGCUUACAAUAAGACUUCUAAUUGGUAAAUUAUAAAUCAUUUAGAUUAGAAUCACACACACACACACAAAAGAUACCAAAUUAAGCAGUUCUCCAAAACAAAUUGGCAGACUAAAUACAGAGGAACUCAGAGCAAGGAUCAGUGAAGUUUCUUGAGAUCUUGGUAUAUCUAAUGUACGAAACUGCAGAGUUAAUCACUUGGAAUUGUAUUCAGUGUUUCAAGGACAAGCAUGAAGAAGGAUAUGUCAUGAUUUCUUACGAUUACUUUUUAAAACAUUUAGAUGUGGCUUGCAUAUUUCUGUAUUGCUAGUUUAAUAUAUUUCUUGGGAAGGACUUUUUGUCCAGUUCUGUGAAGAUCCAGGAGUAAUUCAGAAUCAGAAAGGUUAGUUUCUGUUUUUUAAUCUUAGAACUGGAAAAUCCUUUGUUGUUUUAACUUCUUCAUAGAAUUCAUGCAUGGGAAAUCAUUGCAACUAAUUUUAAAACUUGUGAAAUAUUUUUCCACAAGAAUUUCAGCCUUUGAUGUAAUUAGCUCUAAGGUUUCUGAAGCGGCAGAUUUAAACAAAUUAUUGCAGUAUUUCCUUCAUUGACUUCUUAAUAGUCUGAUUCAACUAAUGUUUUUUACUGCUUGAGUAGUUGAUCAUUGUAAGCAAAGAGCAAUAUGAUGAACAUCCUUGUUUAAUAGAAUAAGCUGGUUUGAAGCACAGUAGUGAUUGGGAUGUGGUUGUUAUCAAUCUGUUUGGAGGGGAAGAAAAAAAAUCAGUUGCCUCUCUUAUUGAGUGCUGCUUCUAACUUUCCAAAAAUUACGUGUAUCUGUAUAAAUGCUAGAAGUUACAUUAAAGGUGUCUAAACUGAACAUUAUUAUGAAUGGAUAUUUACUGUCAUUUCAAUAAACCUAAAUUGGAGAAUGUUUAAAUAUGGAAAUCCUUGCACAAAGCUGUUAGAUAUCAUCACAAUACACAUUUGGGGUGUGUAGGUGUGUGUACUUUACCUCCCUUUGAUCUUUUAUUUUUCCAUAUUAAAAAAACCACUGUAGUAUUCUAGUAAGUACAUACCCCCUACCUUUUAAUAACACUAAUUUUCCUGUGGUGAAGCAGUUACGUUUAAUGAAAUCAUAUUGACGAGAUCAGUGGAAAUUAUUUGGUAAGCAUGUUUUUAGUCUAGGAUUUAAAGAAAAAAGUAAGCACCACAAAGAUAACUAUUAAGAUUUUAGAUUAAGAUUCAUGGGGAAUUAUAUCAAGAACAAAAACAUCCUUGUAUUUAGUUUUCUCUGUAGAAGCUAAUUUAAACAUAAGCAAAGGAUAAUAGGCCCUGAAGAGACCAUUCAUUUUAGCAGUGUUUUGAGCAAAAUGGACAGUGUCCAGAAGGAGUUCAAAGAGCUGUUUGUAGGUUGAAAUGAAAGCUUAAUUUAAAUUAAAAAAAAAAAAAAAAAAAAACCAAACCAAAAAAAAACCCAAAACUCAAAAAUCUCAGCUCAGUAAUUGUGUUUUUACUUAUUUAUCUAGCACAGCUGUAGUUACAAGGAGUUUCUGUAAAAUGUUUGUCAAGUCCUAAACCUUUUUUAUUCUAAGCUAUUCCUGAGUAGAGUUGCUUUUAUUUAUUGUUCCUGUAAUGGGAUGGUCAGGUAUAUGAUACAGGGAGUUCAGGGGGCUUUUGCAUAAUACUUAUGUCAACAACAGUCAAUGUUCUGUUUCUUUCGUAUUUUACGUAUUUUCUUUGUAUACAUUUUGAAUAACUAUAAAGGUCUUAAUCUGUGGUAUUGAUAAUUUUUUUUCAUCUUAAAUUUUGCCUUUAUAACUGCCUGGUUUUUAAGGCAUUCCCAGUAUAGAAAGUCCUAUUGAAUUCAAAGUUCAAAGUAUGUUUGUUUCUUAGGUGGAGUGAAGAUCAUUUUAUUUCCAGGAAGUGCUGAACAAACUUUUGGAGAUUUGCUGGUUGUCUGAAUGCUUCUUAGACUUACUGUCAGUCUUACUGAUGCUUACUAGUCUUAAAGUAUUUUAUCCCAGCCUCAUCACCUAUGGUUUUGACAAGUUGCUAGCAAAAGAUGUCUUUCCUCAU
Molecule: messenger RNA, 4789 nt
Organism: Falco peregrinus (peregrine falcon)
Lineage: Eukaryota; Metazoa; Chordata; Aves; Falconiformes; Falconidae
Gene: PNPLA8
Product: patatin like phospholipase domain containing 8
Exons: 9
Coding region: 306-2261 (651 amino acids)
Biological process (GO): arachidonate metabolic process
Cellular component (GO): membrane
Source: RefSeq, a predicted model, not a curated record